Molecule: messenger RNA, 3821 nt
Organism: Anastrepha ludens (Mexican fruit fly)
Lineage: Eukaryota; Metazoa; Arthropoda; Insecta; Diptera; Tephritidae
Product: 8-oxo-dGDP phosphatase NUDT18
Exons: 6
Coding region: 328-2385 (685 amino acids)
Cellular component (GO): nucleus
Molecular function (GO): 8-oxo-dGDP phosphatase activity; 8-oxo-GDP phosphatase activity; magnesium ion binding
Source: RefSeq, a predicted model, not a curated record
CCCUUUGAAACAAUGCAAUUUUCGUCAAUGGAAUUUAUAAAAAUAGAUUACAUUGAGUAAAUCGAUAACAGGCCGAUAAUUUAUUCAUGUUCGAGCUAUUGUCAGCUGUGGCAUACUACUGUCCAUACUACUAACAUUCCUGCAUAUUCUUUGAUUUUAAAUUAAACGGAGCUGAAAAUUAAACAAAUUGAAUUGAAAUGUUUCGGCAUUCAUAAGAGUAUUUUCUGCUUUAGUGGAAGUGCCUAUAGUGCCUAUUUAAAAAAUAAUAGAUUUAAAAAAUAUGUACACAAUAUUUUAGUACUGCAAACAGCGAAUAGGGUUUGCACAAUGUCGGGUCUUAAAAGACGGGAAGCUCCUCCACAAGCAAUUGGAGAUACUAGUGCAAAACGUAGGCGUCGCUGCCUGACAAUAGAAGAUAAAAUAAAAUUACUGGAUCGUUUGAAAGCGGGCGAACGCCCAAUGGAUAUAAGUCGAGACUGUGAAAUCAGCGAUAGUACUAUACGUUCCCUGCUGCAUUGUGAGGUCCAGUUGCGCAAAUAUGCCGAACAGUGUACGAAAAAUACCUAUCGUUCCGCUGCGUAUAUUCCACGAGAUGAAAUACUAGAAAAAAUGGAGCAGCAAUUAUAUGGGUGGUAUGGAGAACAGCGUCAACAAGGAGGAGCUCAAACUAUUUCCAGCAUAUGUGCCAAAGCAAGGGAAAUUUACACAGAAUUGAAGAAGAACAAACAUGACACAACAACAACGCAUAACCACCAGAAAAUAAAGGCGAGCGAAGAACUGCAAUUUGAAUUUCGUGAAUUCAAAGCCAGCAAAAGCUGGUUUAUGAAAUUUCGUAAACGAUAUAAUUUAGAGUUUCGCUCUAUCUUCGAAUCGGAAAGUGUUGACUUCUCAGCGGUCAUUGCAUACCCAGCAACAUUCGCAGAGCUGGUGCAAUGUGCUGGUUAUCAGCCACAUCAAGUGUUUACUGCCGUUGAGUUCUCAUUUGCAUGGAAACGUAUGCCCAACAGAACUUUCAUUGCGAUAACGGAUAAAUCACGCGAUAAAGUUGGCUAUGAUCGAAUAAGUUUGCUUUUCUGCAGCAAUGCGGAAGGUAAUUUUUAUGUCAAACCAAUGUUAAUUCAUAGGAGUAGAACACCUUACUGCCUACGCACGACAAAAAUUAGUGAAUUACCCGUAUUUUGGCGUUCGCGAGGACGCCACUCCCAGGGUUUGCCCAAAGUGACACCGUCACAUUUUCACGAUUGGUUAACACAGUGUUUCACCCCAACAGUACGCAAUUAUUUGCAAGUUAUGGAAAUGCCUGAACAUUGUUUGCUUUUACUAGGUAGUAAUUUGAAGCAAAUGGUGCUGCCAGCAUACGACGAUUCGUUUUUGCGUGUGGAAUUCUUGCCUCCAAAUACAUCACAAUUAUUACAGCCACUUACGCAAAGUUUAUUACCGAUAUUUCAGUGCAAAUACCUACGAAGUUUUCUGGCACAUUUAGUACAUCGUUUGGAAGUGAAGACUGAAGCGAAUUUGUACAAGGCCUGGCAAAAGUAUUCUAUUGCUGACGCAAUUGAUAUUAUACAAGAGUCUUUAGAUGACAUCAGUGUUGAUUGCUGGAAGAGUGGCUGGCAUCGACUUUGGCCAGAGAUUGUGCGUGAACCUUUCUGCGAUUCGCAGCUUACCGACGAAGUUACACACAUUGCUAUUAAUGGCAGGCAAUUACCAGGAAAAGGUUUCGCUGAUAUGACCAUUGAAGAUAUAAAGCAACAUUUAAAACUCGAAGACGGCAGCGAAUGCGCGGAAAAACAGGAACGAAAUGAGACGUCAAACGAAACUGAUGCAGGUGGCUUUGAGAAAUUAUGCACGCAAACGUUAGCCAUGCCAUCAGAACCGGUAGAUUCAAAUGAAAAUGAUGAACUCAUCAGCUUCUGCUCAGAGCAGGAUUUGCAAUCGGAAGGUACUGACAUUUCUGCGGAUAAGGUUACAAAAGAAUCGAAUCACAUUAUCAACGGAAUGCCAGUACAUAUUGAUAACGCCGACAAUGAAAAAAUCAGUGGAUUCGAGUCUGAAGAAGAAGCUGUUAUUGAAUUUCAUCAAACUGAAGGUUUUAGUUUGGAUGAAAAUAGCCAGAUUACCGAAAUGCCGAUGCAACAUGCCAAAAUACAUGAAGAAAAACAUGGGGAAGCACGCAAGCAAAUACAACUAAUAAACAAGGCCUUUAAUUUAACACAAGAACUAUUAGAAAUCUUAAGGCCAAUAGAGACGAGCGCGAGCUGCUCGGAUUUCGCCAAAGGUUUGGAUACACUAAUGCUGCCUUAUAAGGAAUUAAAGAGAAAAUUGCUACAACCUAGCAUAAAAGACUACUACAAUGCAGGAUCAUCCCGGCUACUAUAUGCCUAAAUACAUGGCGUGGUUGAAAACUACAUAGUAUUGUGUAUAUAUCGUUUUUUCUACACUUCUUUCCACAGAAUAUAGGAAAACAUGUUUGAAAAAAUGUGAAAUCUCUUCCAAACGUGCCAGUGAAUGUCAGCCAUCCCACCACCGCAUUCCUGUGUACUAUAAAAGUCAAUAAAAAAUUGUCGUGCUCUGGAGAUCUUUUGGGUGUACCCGAAAGCCUGGAUCUCUGAAGAAAUUGCUUUAAAAAUCUCUUCAAAAAAAUAUCUAGCGAACAAAUAAGAAAUUUAAUUAUUUCAAAGUUCUUCAACGUGGACUUAAUACGAAAGUUUUAAAAGUGGCGUUUUCCAGGCAACGGUGUUAUAACUACAAAAUCGUUAUCAAUUAUUUUAUACUUAAAAAAGGGUAAAAUAUAAAUGCGCAUACAUAAAUGAAGAAAAAUGUUGUGGGUAUUAUAAACAAGCGCAUGCAUACAGGCCGUGCGAUACCAAAUCAGAGCUGUAAAAGCCAAAAAAAAGCAACCUGGCCACACACUUGCUGGCGUUGCUUGAAUGAAGAAAUGAAUUACCAAUUCAAAUGCAAGGAAAUGCCAUCAAAUUAUUCAAACAAGUCAAGAGAUACAAAAUAAAAACCAACACGCUAUGGAAAAGAAUUACAAACAGAUGUUGUCAUCAAAAUGAUAAUGAAAUGUAAUGCAAAUGAGCUGGGUGGUCUGUCUGAAUUCAACAACUAACAGACCUUGACCGCCAGCUAAGAUCAGGUUAUUGCACUGCUGAAGAUCUGUGACAAGUGAUUUUAGUGUGCGAAGAAUAAAUGGGCGAAUAUAAAAGCACGCGCAAUUUUAUUUUAUAAAAAGAAAAACUACAUGUUAUAAUGUAGGCGAAAUAUAGAAUGCGGUAUACGUAGUGCCAGCACUUACAUAUGUGCAAGUGUGAGUGCGGAGAAAGUGACAAAUCCAGCGAAACUGCGCCAAUAAAUAUUUUGCUUUUUAUUGUUAUAUGCACAACUUUUCUAUGGUAUUUAUAUUAUUUUUAAGAACUAUGACGCUAUUCAGUCAUAAAAAUGUGUAUUAAAAAAUAUGUAAAAAAACAACUGUAAAAAUGGAAAGCGAAAUGUGUUUCUUAGUCUUGUUGCAAGCUUGCUGUUGCUCCUAUAUUGUUAUUUAUUUUUGGUUCUGUUAUUUAUUUUUGUCUUUUACGACUCACUUAUGGAAUUUUGCAGCAUUUCAAUCGCUUUGAGUUCAAUAAGCACACACUCACAUAUAUACAUAUACACAUGCAUUUCUAAGAAAAUAAUUGUUACAAUUUCAUGGUAAAAGCCGGUUUUAGGUACUGGCAUAAACUACAGCAAACAAAUAAAAAUAAAAUAAAGAAUGUAGUGCUCGUGCAAGCGAAUACUAGUGUUUAUGUGUUCCAACGCACUACUUGGCGGUUAUUCAUAUA